AUGGCAGGCCAAAUCGAAUACAGUGAUGAUUCAAACUCAAAGCUUAUCGAUAACGAGCUCGCUCUGAACGUUGCUAUUUCGGAGCUUAACCAGUAUAAACAAACAAGUAAUAAUCUUCUAGCUGUUGACUGUGAAGGGGUAUCAUUAAGUAGAAAAGGAGAAUUGACAAUUCUGUCUAUAGCAACGAGAGAAAAAGCGUACCUAUUCGAUGUGCUCAAGAUUGGUAAAGCUAUCUUCAGCGGUGGACUGCAGGAAAUCUUAGAAGACAGCACGCAAGAGAAGUUAACGUUUGAUUGCCGACAAGAUUCGGAUGCACUCUGGCAUCAGUUUAACGUCAAACUUGCAGGAGUGUUGGAUCUUCAGUUGCUUGAAAUCAUGUAUCGCCGUGAGAAUCCCACAUCUGAGAGUGCAAAGCCUUCCCCCAAGACUAAAUUUGGACGGUAUAAACGGCGCAGCCAGUUCACAGAUAAAGUCGAAAAAAUCUAUGGAUAUCGGCGUUGUUUGGAGUUGUAUCUCGAAGAUGACAAAUUGAUUGAAGCGAAAGACAGUGGAGGCAAGCUUUUCAAGAUAAAUAAUAAAGCAUGGAAGGUUAGACCGUUGUCUGAAACGUUGAUUCAAUAUUGUGUCGCUGAUACCAUGGGUAUGUUCAAACUCUACGACAAAAUGAAAGAUAUUUUAAGCAGUGUGGACGGCAAAACCAGACUAAAAAUUGCCUCUGAAAAGUAUGUCGAAUUCUACCGACAGAAGGAGGAAAGGUCCUACGAUGGCUACGAAACCAAUGCUUUUCUUCCGCUCGACAUCAUUCCAGAGAAGGGAAGCACAAGUUUUCCCUUGUCAAAUACGUCUUGUACCCGAUGCAAGCGGCAAUUCCCACGUGAGGAGUUCAGCGUUACCCAGCUGAACAAAGGCGAGCAGAAAUGCAGGGUUUGUAAGGAGAUAAAGCGUCUCGAUGAUGUGCAACGAAACAGGGAAGAUAAUUGGGCCCGAUGUGAUGAUGAAGAAUACAUCGAUUUCCCUGAAUGUGGAAAUGAUUAUUGCUUCACCUGGGGCUGUUCUUGCUGA
Molecule: messenger RNA, 1062 nt
Organism: Paramuricea clavata
Lineage: Eukaryota; Metazoa; Cnidaria; Anthozoa; Malacalcyonacea; Plexauridae
Source: the annotation of a GenBank genome assembly